AUGCAAAUUUCCGUCCUUGAAUGGAUCGAGCUUGUGAUACGUUUUAUUAUAAUGUACGCAUAUUACUACGCACUUCGACGACUUUUGAAGCAGCCUGACCACAACCCGUUGAGCGCGUGUAAUUUGUUGCUCGUCGUAGUCGAUAUGGUUUUCAUCAUCUUGGCGACGGCGCACGACUAUGCGGCAAAAAUCGCCGAGUUCGAGACGUUCGGCGAGAUCGGCCUCGAGCUGUUCAUGUUCAUACAGCUGAUCCGCACCUGGCUGCAGACAUACAUUUUUUGCCUCAUUUCCAUCCUACAAUUAAUCGCGAUCUACACCCCAGGGCAUUAUCGUGGCUUCACGAGGUGGAAGUCUGGCUUUUGCAUCGGGAUUGCUAUUCUGUUAGCUACAGCUCCUUCGACCAUCUCGCCAUCAGCCGUUUUUAUCGUCGACCCGAUGACGAACAGGACUGGAGAAUCAGUUCGGAGGGCCGCGAUGAGCCGUCUCAAGAUUAACGUCGACACCCGCCUGGCCAUCGCCUUCACCUAUAUUUUGGUGGAAACGAUAGCUAUCACCGCCUAUUUUAAGGUUAUCCAA
Molecule: messenger RNA, 576 nt
Organism: Mesorhabditis spiculigera
Lineage: Eukaryota; Metazoa; Nematoda; Chromadorea; Rhabditida; Rhabditidae
Source: the annotation of a GenBank genome assembly